Molecule: messenger RNA, 1434 nt
Organism: Pseudomassariella vexata
Lineage: Eukaryota; Fungi; Ascomycota; Sordariomycetes; Amphisphaeriales; Pseudomassariaceae
Product: multicopper oxidase-domain-containing protein
Exons: 8
Coding region: 1-1434 (477 amino acids)
Molecular function (GO): copper ion binding; oxidoreductase activity
Source: RefSeq, a predicted model, not a curated record
AUGGUUUUCAUGUGCAAAGCAUUUUCUUGUGAUUCACAAGGUAGUUGUCCCCUAGCCAAUCUCCAGAAGCGCCUGGUCCAUCGUCAUCAACUGCCUCGACGACGUAGGCCCGCUCAAGUGGCUGACGCCCGCUGCCCCUGGGGCGACACGACACCGGAUGGAAAUAAUUCAUACACUGACUGUCCCGGCACGGGCAUCACCAGAACAUACGACUGGAACAUCACACGAGGGACGAUUGGACCUGAUGGAUACGCGAAGAACGUGAUUUUGAUCAACGGCGAAUUCCCCGGGCUCCUUGUGACCAAUCUGAUCGACGAAGUCGAUGAAGGAACAGCCAUUCACUGGCACGGCUUCACUCAGAAUGGCACGCCUUGGGUGGAUGGUGUUCCGGGUGUCUCGCACCAUUACUCUGCGCAAUACUCUGGUGGUCUCUUCGGUCCUAUUGUUGUCCACGGUGCCAACAAUGAAGACUUUGACGUUGAUAUUGGUCCCAUUUUGGUCAACAGUGAUGGAGGAGAUCAUGGCUCCUGUGGUUUCACUGGUCGCAUCUUUUCGAACAACUUGAUCAACGGAAAGAUGAAUCUCAACUGCUCGACGGUAGAGGGUGAUGAGACGCCUUGCACCGACAAUACCGGUUUGGCCAAGUUUCAGUUCCAGUCCGGCAAGAAGCACCUGCUGCGAUUGAACAAUUCGGGGUCCGGGGGUGUUGAGCGUACAUCAAUUGAUGGGCACAAUAUGACCAUUAUCGCCAACGACUUCCGUGUCGAUGUCGUCGUCACGGCGGAUGCCGGCAAGCCCAACGACGCCUUCUGGCUUCGCACUAACCUGACGUCGUGCUCCAGUACCAUCCAGCCCUUUGCGCGGGCCACAGUCUUCUACGAGAAUGCUGAUGAAAACUCCAUUCCCACCAGCACUGCCUGGAAUGCACCAGACCCUGGAACCUGCGCCAAUGGCGACCUCAGCCUCACCGCCAACGAUGGCAAUUUCACUUGGGAUGACAUUAUGAACGUUCACAGUUUUGGUGGCAACUCUUCGGUCCGCAUUAUUGUCAGCAACCCCACCCUUGCUCCUCACCCUAUACACGCCCUUGGUGUCAACAUGUACAUCCUCUCUCAGGGUUCUGGCGAUUACGAUGGCACUACCAUCGUCAAUCCAGAGAAUUCCAAGCGCCGUGACGUGCAGAUGGUGAUCCCCAAAGGCCACAUCGUCGUUCAGAUGGAAACGGUGAACACAGGCGUGUGGCCCUUUCACUGCCACGUGGCCUGGCACGCCUCGGUUCGCUUCUUCAGCCAGAUGGUCUUCAACCCCGACGAGAUCGACAGCUUCGACAUCCCUAACUCGGUCCAACGCUCUGCACUGACUGGAACGCCUUUACCAACCGCGUCACUCCCAAUCAGAUCGACUCGGGUCUGUAGACGAACGACCGACUUGUAG